Molecule: messenger RNA, 2398 nt
Organism: Xiphophorus maculatus (southern platyfish)
Lineage: Eukaryota; Metazoa; Chordata; Actinopteri; Cyprinodontiformes; Poeciliidae
Product: zinc finger protein OZF-like
Exons: 2
Coding region: 210-1670 (486 amino acids)
Biological process (GO): negative regulation of transcription by RNA polymerase II; regulation of cytokine production; regulation of immune system process
Source: RefSeq, a predicted model, not a curated record
CCAGCAAGGCGCUAGCAGCGUUAGCUUCCAGGCUCCAUUGUGCCUGUUGUCGGUUAGAAGACGGUUUGUCCGUGUGAGCUGAAUAUUUCAGAGUCUACAGUGACAAUAUCUUCGGUUAAUCUUCAAUCUUCAGCGAGAAUCAAUCAGACUAACUGCUGAAAUAUUCAACAUCGCAGGAGGAAGAGCUCGACCAUCAGAUUUGACACAUUAUGUCUGUUAUCAAGCAAGAUGCUCUUGCUCAUCAUUUUAUCCUCAACCAACAAGACAUCUCUUUUCUGAACCAGAGGGAAUCUCUGAAAACCAAAGGGAGAGCAGAGGAACCAGAGCAUGACUCAGAACCAGACCUUACUGCACCAAAGCUAGAGAUGGAAAACGCAAUAGGAAGAGAUUCUGCAUCUCUUGAAAUCAAAGAAGAGCCAGAGGAACUAGAACUGCAACAAAUGAAGGAAGAAGAUUAUCAAUUAGGAUCUCUGCAGAUUGUAAAGAUUGAGGUUGAAGACAUCAGUCAGGAUGAAAACCAGGAUGUAGUGGACCAAGAGAUGGAUAAUUCUGUAUCUCACAAAAUCAAAGAGGAAUCAUUAGAACUAGAACUUAAACAAAUAAAGGAGCAGGAAGAUGGAUCAGGACUUGAGCAGAUGGCAAACAUUGAGGCUGAUGGUAUCAGUCAGGAUGAAGACCAGGAAGUCCCAAAGGAGGAGAUUGAGAUCUUAAUCCUAAAGCUUUCUGAUGAUGAAACAAACCGCCAACAACCGGAGCUCAAUGGAACCCAAAUCAUCUUCCAGAACAUCCCUGAAGCAGAUCAUCACCAGGGAAUAAAGACUAACGAAGCCUCGGGAUCCCACAGAGAUAAACAGAAGACCAGAAGUGAAAAUGAAGAGCAAAGGAUGAAGGGCAAGAAAAUUCAGAAGGAUAAAACAUUGAAACAGUGCAAAGUGUGUCAUAAAAGUUUCAAAUUCAACUGUGGAUUAACAGUUCACAUGAGAACUCACACAGGUGAGAAGCCUUUCUCAUGUAUAAUCUGUGGAAAGUCUUUUAAUCAAAAGGGUAAUUUGAUUAGCCACAUGAGAACUCACACAGGUGAGAAGCCUUUCUCAUGUCUAACCUGUGGGAAAAGUUUCAAUCAAAAACAUAUUUUGAAUUGCCAUAUGAGAACUCACACAGGUGAGAAGCCUUUCUCAUGUAAAACUUGCGGGAAAUGUUUCAGGCACAAAAAUGAUUUGAAUAGCCACAUGAGAAUUCACACAAGUGAGAAGCCUUUCUCAUGUUUAACCUGUGGAAAGGGUUUCAAUACAAAGCGUAAUUUGACUAACCACAUGACAAAUCAUACAGGUGAGAAGCCUUUUUCUUGUAUAACCUGUGGAAAAAGUUUCAAUCAAAAAGGACACUUAAAUAGGCACUUGAGAACUCACACGGGUGAGAAGCCUUUUCCAUGUAUGACGUGUGGAAAAUGUUUCAAUCAAAGAGGAAGUUUGACAAGCCACAUGAGAACUCACACAGGUGAGAAACCUUUUUCAUGUGUAAUUUGUGGAAAGGGUUUCAAUGCGAAACGUAAUUUGACUAACCACAUAAGGAAUCAUACAGGUGAGAAGCCUUUCUCAUGUGGAACCUGUGGCAAAGGUUUCAGUCAUAAAAAAAGUUUGACUAACCAUGUUAUAAUUCACACAAAAUAGAAUCCUUUAAAGUCAUGCAAAGUCAUGUGACCGGGCGAAGAAUGUAGCUUGUUAACCGUAGCUCCACACUUUUCCCUGAUGUACCUUUGUUUUUCCACAUAUGUGAUCUUUUGGUUGACAUGUUUACCAAGUAGAAAGGGAUGAUGACAUCGUCACAGAACCAAUCUGUCAAACAAGCUGAAAAACAAAUGAAUGUCCGCUCUGUUGACAGUGAAGAAACUAUUAACCUAGUUGAGCUAGCAGUAGCAGAAGCCAGAACUACGACAGUGGAAGACGUGGUUGCCCAACUUUCAGCCAAAACACAAGCCACAGUGACGGAGCAGAUCGCUGAAAAUCUGACUGAGAUGAAACCAUCUGAGCAGACACCUCAGAGUGUUUAGAAACCACCAAAAGCUGCCUAACAGAUGCAGAUAGCCACCUCUCUACAUUGGUGGGCAAGCUAGCAACACUGUGCACCACACGGAGGAAAAAGUAGCUGAUUUGGUGGAGAGGUUGGCCAGAGACUACAUAAAGAUAAAUGGGAUUCCAAAAACCCCUCAAAACAGCUAACCGUCUCGCCUGUUUGCUCAAUGCUGUCCUGAAGUGGUUCCUGCCAUCAGUUGAAAUUGUGCAAAUCGGUCCAACGGGGAAAAAUUCCAACCGUAAGCCAAUUCUGUGUAUACUUCUGCUGACAUUUACUGACAGAGAUGGGUCCAAUGUUUGGAGGUAAACCAGACUCAUUAGGUGCU